Messenger RNA from Yamadazyma jaroonii, 1341 nucleotides. The record is from the annotation of a GenBank genome assembly. NCBI's taxonomy places the organism in Eukaryota, Fungi, Ascomycota, Pichiomycetes, Serinales, Debaryomycetaceae.
AUGUCACUUGUCCAGGGCUAUAGUAGCGAUGAAGACGAGGUUCCUUUGUCCUUGAUGGCCACUGUGGAUACCAAAUUGGUAGAUGUUAAUCCUGAAACAUCUGCCAUUGAAGAGAAAUUCGAGAUAGUUGAGGUGGAAUCUAAACCUUUCCAAACUCCUUUCAAACGAGGGAAGAAUAAAAACAAGAGAAGAAAGGGCAAUGUUGAAGAUGAUUAUUUAGGUCCUUGGGCAUCAUAUGAAGAAACCCCUGAAGAAAAGGUUCUGGAACCCGAGGAUGAUGAAGAAACAAAAGAAGAAGAAGAUAUACAGAAUAGUAAUGAAGUACAGACUGAGACCAAGCCAACUACAGAGUAUUUGGCCAAAUUCGAUUAUGAUGGUAGCUUUAUGACCCCUCCACCAUUAUUGGGAGAUCAUGAAUGUUUUGUACCGAAAAAAGUCAUCCAUACUUAUGCUGGACAUGAAGAUGGAGUCAAUAAACUACAAUUUUUCCCUGGAUCCGGACAUUUGAUACUUUCUUGUGGUAAUGAUGGUAUGAUACGCUUAUGGGAUGUUUAUAACGAUCAAGAGCUAAUCAGAGAAUACUGUGGUCACUCUCAACCUGUCAAAGAUAUAGUUUUCAAUAAAAAAGGUGACAGGUUUUUGAGCUGUUCCUUUGACAAGAAAGUCCAUCUUUGGGAUACUGAAACAGGGGAGGUUCUUUACACAUUGAAGACUGAAGUACAGCCUACCUCAGUUAUGUUUAAUACCGUUGAUGAUGGUGAGUUCCUUGUAGGUCUUCGAAAUAAUAAAAUCGAGCAUUACUCACUCAAUCUUAAUGCCAAUACUGAUGCUGGAGAAUCAGUCUUGACUUCCGUACAAACUUAUGAUUAUCAUUUGGGUUCCAUAAAUGGUCUCAAGCCUUUUAAAGAGAAAUUCUUGUCGAUAUCGGACGACAAAUCUAUACGAAUUUGGAAUUAUGGAAUUAAUAUUCCUCUCAAGACCAUCAUGCAUCCUACACAAUACUCCAUAGCUUCAGUUGCCAUUCAUGGGAACGACAUUGCUUUACAAAACAUGAAUAAUCUCAUCCAGGUAUUGGAUCCCAAGUUCAAGUUUAGGAAAAAGACUUUCAGAAACGAUAACAUUACAGGUUAUAAAAUCGAUAUAGAUUUCUCUCCUGAUGGUAAGAUCAUUUGCAGUGGAGAUUCCAAAGGUUUCCUUUUAUUCUGGGAUUUCAAGUCAGGGAAACUAGUAAAGAAAUUUAGAGUGUCUAACAAACUCAUCAAUUGUAUAAAGUACCAUCCUCAAGAGCAGAGUAAAGUAAUGGCUUCAGGAACUAAUGGAAAAAUCUAUUAUUGCGAUUAA